Molecule: messenger RNA, 4047 nt
Organism: Sporothrix brasiliensis 5110
Lineage: Eukaryota; Fungi; Ascomycota; Sordariomycetes; Ophiostomatales; Ophiostomataceae
Product: lipid A export ATP-binding protein/permease protein msbA
Exons: 5
Coding region: 1-4047 (1348 amino acids)
Biological process (GO): transmembrane transport
Cellular component (GO): membrane
Molecular function (GO): ATP binding; ATP hydrolysis activity; ABC-type transporter activity
Source: RefSeq, a predicted model, not a curated record
AUGAUGGCCGCCGAAAACUGCCAAUCGCCCAAGUCUACACCUGGCCCCUCCGAUGACAACGGCGCACCGACCGCGCCGGGCUCCGCAGCCAACGAGGGAGCCGACAUCACAGGACACCACGAUGACAGUACGGUCGGCGCUGCCUCCCUGGCGCCGGCGCCACUGAAGGCUGCCGGGACUGUAUCGGAGCGUCAACCGACCUUCAAAGACUUCCUCCGUGUUUUCUCAUAUGCCAAAAAAGUUGACUGGUUCCUGAUGGUGGCUGCCUGCGUAUCCUCCAUCGGCUCUGGCAUUACCCUUCCUCUUAUGAACGUCGUCUUUGGCAAGUUGGUCGGAAACUUUAGUACCUCUCCUCGUGACAGCUCCGACACCGAAUCCUUCCAAAGCGGUCUCAACAGACAGUCCCUAUACAUCUUCAUUUUGUUCCUGGCCCGGUUCAUUCUUAACUACAUCAACAAGUUUUCCUUUCGCAUGAUCAGUGCUCGCAUGUCAGCCGCCAUCCGCCUCGAUUAUCUCUGCUGCCUCUUCGGCCAGACCAUCCAUGUCCUGGACUCCAUGCCUUCUGGGGCCGCGGCGAACACCAUUACCACCACAGCCAAUACCCUGCAGCUAGGAAUUUCUGAGAACCUUGGCACAUUCAUUGAAUUCGCCGCCUGCAUUCUCGCAUCUAUAAUUGUCGCCUUUACGUACAGCUGGUUACUUACUCUAGUCAUUUCGUCCGUUCUGGUCUACAUCCUUGUCGUCGUCUCUAUUGUUUUGCCUUAUGUUGUCAAAUCCGAGGCUAGUUUGACACGGGCUGAAACGGUUGCCAAUUCCAUUGCCUCCGAAUCCUUUGGCAACAUCCGCAUGCUGAUGGCCUGUGGCGCCGAAGACAAGAUGGCCCGCAAGUAUGGCGAGUGGGUUCAAGUAGCCCGAAAACAUGGCCAACACAUGGCGCCCUUCUUAGCUUCCAUGUUUGGCAACGUCUUCUUCUCGCUGUACGGUGGCUUUGCAUUGGCCUUUUGGUUCGGUAUGAGGCUGUUCCGUGAGGGCCGCAUUCAAGACGUUGGCACUGUCAUUGUGGUUGUCAUGUCUGUAAUCACUACCAUUGUCUCCAUGGAGCGCGUCGCCACGCCGCUGAUUGCUGCGUCUAAAGCUAUGGUGGCAGCUGGGGAGUUUUUCGCAGUCAUCGACGCACCACGGCCCGUCUCCGGACGGCUUGCCGAACCCGACGUGUUUGCCACCGAGGACAUCGUUUUUUCGGACGUCGACUUUGCUUAUCCAGGCCGCCCGCACGUCAAAGUGCUUGAUGGCCUGAACAUUCGCAUUGCUGCAGGUAAAGUCAAUGCCAUUGUAGGGCCCUCUGGCUCUGGCAAGAGCACCAUUAUUGGUCUCAUUGAACGAUGGUAUAGUCUGCGGAAUGACCAACACAUUAUCGAAAAGGUGGCCCAAAAAGACAAGAAACAGGAGGCUGAAGAAAAAGAGCUCGAGAACCAGGUCAAAAAAGACGCCAAGAACAAAAAGAAACAACGAGAGGAAAAGUGCGAUGCGACUACGGAUACCAACAACAAGAGUGGCCGAUCGGUCGGAGAUGCCAAAACCGAACCCGUCGCCGCUGACCUUCCUCGAAUCGAGCUCAAAGGUUCCGUUUCCACUUGUGCACACAGCUUUGACGAGAUCGAUGUCAAGUGGUGGCGCUCACAAAUUGGCCUAGUGCAGCAGGAGCCCUUUCUAUUUAAUGACUCCAUUUUCAACAACGUGGCCUUUGGCCUGGUUGGGUCACCAUACGAAAAUGCAACUGAUGACGAGAAACGGGCGCUGGUUGAAGAAUCCUGCAAAGAAGCCUUCGCUGAUGAAUUUAUUAACCGCCUCCCAGAGCGUUACCAAACGCGGGUGGGCGAGUCGGGUGCCAAGCUGUCCGGAGGUCAGCGCCAGCGCAUAGCCAUCGCCCGGAGCAUCGUCAAAAAGCCGAAAAUUCUUAUUUUGGACGAGGCCACCUCAGCCAUUGAUGUGCGCAGCGAGCGCGUCGUCCAGGCCGCGCUCGACAAGGUGUCCCGCAACCGCACAACCAUCACCGUUGCUCACCGACUGUCGACCAUCAAAUCGGCAGACAAAAUUAUCGUGCUCCAAAAAGGCCAGUGUGUCGAGGAAGGCACACACGAGCAUCUCUUGGAAAAUCAAAACGGCGUUUAUCAUCGACUUGUGACUGCACAGCAGCUAUCGCUUGGUGACGAUAUUGCCACCACUAAGGAAAUCACCGUGAGCGACGGUGAUGACACAGGCGCAGUGGUUAAUGAUAAACCUGGCCAUGCGGGCGGUGAUGAAACUGCCGCAAGCGACACUUCAAACGACAUAGUGGACAGCGCUGACAAUGCGCCCACCGUCGGAGCAGUUGGACCCCUGGGUGCUGCGUGGAGAGACACAAACUUCUUUGGUAGCUUUGGCCGACUGCUCUACGAGCAGCGGUCUGGUUUUCCAUACUACGCUGCAUUGGUCUUAUUUGCUGGUGGCGCUGCUUCGGCAUCUCCGUUGCAAGCUUUUCUCUUCGCCAAGCUGGUUGUCAUUUUCGGCGAGCUUAACUUAAUCGCCGAUGGCAAUACAGGCCUCACUAUGGACCAGGUAAGCCACGACGGCAACUUCAACUCGCUCAUGUUCUUCGUGUUGGCUAUCGGGACCGGUGUUGCUUAUUUCGGACUUGGCUUUGUAUCUACAUUCGUGGAACACUUUAUUUGCGCUAUCUACAGAGAGCAGUACUUCGUUUCCAUCGUCCAGCAACGCAUCGCUUUCUUCGACGACGAAAAAAACGCAUCGGGCACCCUGACGAACCACGUUGGUGGUGAUCCAAAACAACUGCGACAGCUGCUUGGAGGUAACAUGUCCAUGGCUGCGACAUCCGUUUUCACCAUCGUGGGUUCACUUAUCAUCUCGUUCGUCUUCGGCUGGAAACUGGCCUUGCUUGCCUUUGCUGUUGUUGUCCCGCUGGUGCUUAUAUCUGGAUUCUAUCGCGUGCGGUAUGAGAUCGAGUUUGAAAGCAUGAAUGCCGCUGUGUUUGCGGAGAGCUCUAAGUGGGCGGCCGAAAGUAUUGAUGCCUUCCGAACUGUCACAGCACUUACCCUUGAGGAGGUGAUCUGCAAGCGGUAUGAGGUUCUACUUGCUGAGCAUGUAAACGACGCGUUCAAGAAGGCACGUUUCAAAACUCUCAUAUUCGCCUUGAGUAACUCUAAUCGAAUUCUCGGAAUACGGGAGACGAAGAGCAUCGACCAGGUGCCUCUGACAGAACGCCUACCGGAUACAGAUGCGGAAGACGACGCCCGCAUCGGAAACCGUGGUGCUUGCUUAGAGUUGCGAAAUGUUCACUUCCGUUACCCCACCCGCAACGUGCCCAUCUUCAGCGGACUCAACUUAACAAUAGAACGGGGAAAAUUCACGGCCAUUGUCGGCGCCUCGGGAUCUGGUAAAACGAGUAUUAUUGCCCUGCUCGAGCGUUUUUACGACGUGGAAAAGGGGGGCGUGUUUUGUAACGGACGGGAUAUCACGGAGGUCAACGUCCAGAUAUAUCGGAAGCUUUUGUCAUUAGUUGCCCAGGAGCCAGCCCUAUUCCAGGGCACAGUCCGGGAAAAUGUGCUGCUCGGCGUUGAAGAGAAUGCCGUAUCAGAAGCCGACAUAGUCCAGGCCUGCCGCGAUGCAUCUAUUCACGAUUUCAUCGUGUCUCUGCCAGAUGGAUACAACACGGACCUUGGUAGCAAAGCAAUCUCGCUAUCGGGCGGUCAAAAACAACGUGUGGCCAUUGCGCGUGCACUCUUGCGCAACCCCCGCGUGCUGUUGCUGGAUGAGGCAACGUCAUCUCUCGACUCGGACACCGAAAAGACGAUUCAGGCCACUUUUGAACGCAUUGCGCAGGGACGCACGACUGUCGCUGUGGCGCAUCGUUUGAGCACCAUCCAAAAGGCAGACGUUAUUUACGUCUUGGGUGAUGGUGAGGUGCUUGAGACGGGCAACCACUCUAGCCUUUUAAGCAAGCGCGGUGUGUAUUGGAGUAUGUGCCAAAGUCAAGCCCUUGAUAAAUAG